AUGUGUUUUUUGUUAGUAUAUAAAUUAAUAUUUUUCGACGUACAAUACACAAUAGUUUAGUAAAAUUUAGAUCUUUAGUUUAGAAAAAGGUAGUGAUACAAUUAAUAACAAAGCACUAAUAUAGGAUAUGCAUUAUAUGAAUUGAAAUAAUUUUAGGAAGCAGUUGAAUGCUACAAUGAAGCAAUAGCGAUUAACCCUAAAUCUGAUUAGUGUUGGAAUAGUAAGGGUAACUAAUUGUUAAAUAUUAAUUUAAAGGGAAUGCAUUAUAUGAAUUGAAAUAAUUUUAGGGAGCAGUUAAAUGUUUCAAUGAAGCAAUAGCUAUUAACCCUAAAUUUGAUUAGUUUUGGAAUAAUAAAGGUAACUAAUUCUUAAAUAUUAAAUUAUAGGAAAUGCAUUAAGAAAUUUCAAACAACACUAGGAAGCAGUUGAAUGUUACAACGAAGCAAUAGCUAUUAUCUCUAAAUCUGAUGCUUCUAGAAAUAAUAAGGAUAACUAACUCUUAAAUAUUAAUAUGUAGGUAGUCUAUUAUACAAAUUGA
Molecule: messenger RNA, 538 nt
Organism: Paramecium octaurelia
Lineage: Eukaryota; Ciliophora; Oligohymenophorea; Peniculida; Parameciidae
Source: the annotation of a GenBank genome assembly